CUCGCAUCCCUUUAGUAAAAGAAACCGGAAAGAUUCAUUUCCCCCUUUUACUUUCCCUCGUUCUUAUCUCAAAAGAACUCUCACACCUUUCAACUUACUUCCCACGUGUCUACAUAUAAUUGGUGUACUGCCUACAGCCUACAUAGUCCCUUCCGCAUUGGAUCUGAACUCCAUAUAAACUAGUACUAUUAAUUUACAGCCCACGUCAAUCCACUAUAAAUGAAACCAACUUUCUAAUUCCAAUACAAACUUAUCCUGGAAAACGAAAUCACUCCCAGCUUCCUAGAUCAACACACACUCACACUCGGUGUGUCUCAGGUGAUCAAGGAAGCAUGGGGUCAUGGAAUUCAACAGGAAUGGAGGUUUUGUCCAGUGUAUUGGGAUGGAUUGCAUUCUGUGCUUGGUCUAUCAGCUUCUAUCCACAAGUCAUAUUGAAUUUCAAAAGGAAAAGUGUGAUAGGGCUGAAUUUCGAUUUCGUGGUGCUCAAUCUGACUAAGCAUUCAUCUUAUCUGAUAUACAACGCCUCCGUCUUCUUUAGCUCGGCGGUUCAACGUCAGUAUCGCCAGAAAUAUGGCCUCGAUGAGAUGAUACCUGUAGCAGCAAAUGAUGUUGCCUUCUCCAUUCAUGCAGUUGUUCUAACUGCAUUUACCUUAUUCCAGAUAGCCAUAUAUGAUCGUGGAGGUCAGAAGGUCUCCAAGACUAGUAUUUUAAUACUCUCAGUAGCCUGGUUAACUGUUAUCAUCUGUGUGUUCAUAGCUAUACCUAGUCAUUCAUGGCUUUGGUUGGUGUCUUGCUUUAGCACAUUACAGGUUGUCAUGACAGUGAUCAAGUACAUACCCCAAGCAGUUAUGAACUUCCAAAGAAAGAGUACAGUUGGGUUUAGCAUUGGGAACAUUUUGCUUGAUCUGGUUGGAGGAUUAGCAAAUUAUGGGCAAAUGACUGUCCAAUCUAUAGAUCAACAUUCAUGGGUAAACUUUUAUGGGAAUAUAGGCAAGACAUUGCUCUCUUUGGUGUCUAUUUUCUUUGACAUCGUGUUUAUCUUGCAACAUUAUGUGAUUUACCCUGCCCACAAGAUUGUGAAAUCUGAAAGUCCAGGCAUGGAUAAUGUAUAAACAGACAAUUGAAGCUUGUAAAAAGCUUCAAAUAUGCCAUCCAUGUAUGGAUAUAUGAUGAUCUUUAUACCCAUGGGUUCCAUCCUAAAUUUAAUAGUUUUUAGUGAAAAGUAUUAAAAAAUUUAGGUUAGUUUUGUAAUAUUUAAAUACUCAGUUUAUCGAUAAUUCAGAAAAUACGGAAAAGGCCCUCAAUGUAUUUUGUGUGUGUGUGUGUGUGUGGUGUGAAGAUGGGAAAAGCAGCAAAUGAAUAUGACCAAAAGCAAC
Messenger RNA from Lactuca saligna, 1376 nucleotides. The record is from the annotation of a GenBank genome assembly. NCBI's taxonomy places the organism in Eukaryota, Viridiplantae, Streptophyta, Magnoliopsida, Asterales, Asteraceae.